Messenger RNA from Tachysurus vachellii, 1217 nucleotides. It is a transcript of the gene emb, whose product is annotated as embigin. Gene Ontology annotation, cellular component: plasma membrane; axon. Gene Ontology annotation, biological process: homophilic cell-cell adhesion; axon guidance; dendrite self-avoidance. Gene Ontology annotation, molecular function: cell-cell adhesion mediator activity. Bases 28 to 981 code for a protein of 317 amino acids. The record is from RefSeq and is a predicted model, not a curated record. NCBI's taxonomy places the organism in Eukaryota, Metazoa, Chordata, Actinopteri, Siluriformes, Bagridae. The transcript is spliced from 8 exons.
CCCUGCUUCGGACAAGGAAGCACUGAAAUGCCUCAGUCUGGACAAACACAGAGGAGAGACAAGGAAAGCUGUUAUGUAAAUGCUAUGCUUUUGUUUCUUGUUUUUCUCUACUGGCAAGGUGUGAACACAGAGACCACCUUCUCUCCAGUGACUGACGAUGCUAUAACAUCACGUAGGACUAUAGUACAUAAAGGUCAAAGUCAUGUCACUGUUCAAGAGCUGGAAAUCCUGAAACCCCAAAACAUAGAGCUUUUGUGUAACCUGACUGACAUUCCUAGUCAACACUCAAAUAUAACGGGCUUUUGGAGAAAAGAUGAAGAUGAAAUUGAAAACUCCCAACAAUCUAUUUACAGGCACAAUGAACAUUAUAUCCUUAAAAAGAUCUUUAAUAUCCAGGCCAGUGAUCUAGGAAACUACUCAUGUAUCUUCAGCUAUGUGGGAAAAGAGUUACAAGCUACUUUUGUUUUAAAAGUGCCUGCAAUUAAAGACAAGCGAGACAGGCCCAUAGUGAGCUAUGUUGGAGAUACAGUUGUACUGGAUUGUGGCAUCAAGCGCAUACCCAACACUUGGGAAUGGUACAAAACCAAUGGCAGUGAAAAGGAGCUUAUCAAUGCCACCGCUGACCCCAUGAACUACAAGAUCCUCUUAGCCAAAAAUAUAACCAAACUGACCUUGAUGAACUUGACCCAGGAAGACUCGGGAAAAUACACAUGCAGCGCAAUAUUCGAUAUCAAACCCAGUGAGUCGCAGUUGAUCCUCAAAGUUCUGUCCUUCUCUGAACCGCUUAAGCCUUUUGUGGCUAUAGCUGUUGAAGUCGCCAUCCUCGUUACUCUCAUCCUGCUCUAUGAGAGAUACAGUCAGAAAAAAAAAGGUCCUGCUGGAACAACAGAGAACGGACUGUACGAACAUACACCGAUGCAGGAGGAGAACACCUUGGAGGAUGAAGAGACCACAACCAGACAGAGGAAAGUGGAGAACUAACUAACUUUCUGUCAAACUUGCUGUUUGAAAUGAUCCAAAACAUUCAGUGUACUUACGUUACACAGAACUUUUGGAUCAUAAGGUUAUAAGGAGCAAUAAAAGAACAUCAACCUCUGGAAGAAAUGUGGGUGCUACAUUUAGACCAGUGAACUUAAACUUCAUGCUUUGAUCUCAUGAGCAAUACUUAUUACAGCAAUGUUAAAUUAUAUAUGAAUAAUAAACAGAAGCGGAGAUUA